Messenger RNA from Salvelinus fontinalis (brook trout), 5564 nucleotides. It is a transcript of the gene kcnj12a, whose product is annotated as potassium inwardly rectifying channel subfamily J member 12a. Gene Ontology annotation, biological process: regulation of monoatomic ion transmembrane transport; potassium ion import across plasma membrane. NCBI's taxonomy places the organism in Eukaryota, Metazoa, Chordata, Actinopteri, Salmoniformes, Salmonidae. Gene Ontology annotation, molecular function: inward rectifier potassium channel activity. Gene Ontology annotation, cellular component: plasma membrane. The record is from RefSeq and is a predicted model, not a curated record. The transcript is spliced from 2 exons. The coding region runs from base 908 to 2245 and encodes 445 amino acids.
GCUUCUGUGACACAACGAGAGAGAAAGGGAGUGGGAGAAGAGAUGCAGGGAGUGAGUGAGCAAGAAACAGUGAGAGAAAAAGAGAGCGAGAGAGAGAGAACUGCUGCCAGCAGAACUAGAUCAGGUUGCAAAUAUUGAUAGAGAGGCUGUUCAGCUAAUAAGCAGAGGUAAUUAUCUCUUUUAAUUCAACAUUUUUAUGGGAAAUGUGACAAAGGACUUCAAUGCUACUAAAAAUUGUCAAUGAACACAAGUGCUGAGGGAGUUCAGAAGAUGGGGAUACAAUGCCUUUUUUCACAUUGGGAAAUUGUUAGAUACCUUUUUUUACGCCCAGCAACGGAGGACAAACUGAGGACAGAGUGAUUCAGUCAAAGAGAAGAAAAUACACACAUUUGUCAUGGUUUUGUUCUUCGUGGGGACCGAUUGACCACAGUUGUAUUUCAUGUAUGUGCGAUGUAUGUAGGAAGAACUCGCUGACUGACAACAACAGAGGAAGGAAAGAUAGCAGAUAUAGAGCUCAAUGAUGAAGAAAUUCAAAGGGUUUCUGUGUCUGUGGCUCAAAAGGAUGGAGUGGUUCUACCCUUAGGAAUCAAAGAAGGAGAGACCAGCUCUGGUGGCUUAAACUCAGAGGGAGAAUGAGGCUUCAGUUUGGUUAGCUGGGAUAUGAGCCAGGAGGAUACUGUGUUUCAGCUCUAAAGUGGGGUAGAAGAAGAACCAGGUGAAUAAUAUAAGGGAGUGGUCGGCCGAGAGUACAACAACCCACACAGCACACCUUCUCCCUGGCUAUGACCGGCUGAGAUGGAGCUCUGGCAUUGACACCACUGGGAAGGACCUCUGAGUGAUCACACAUUGGGACAUCCGGGACCUCCCACCUACUCCCGACCCUGCAGCCCGGGCCUACGUGGCCAGCAUGAGUGUGGGGCGGCUCAACCGUUACAGCAUUGUGUCAUCCGAGGAGGAGGCGCUGCGGCUCACCAACAUGCACGGCAGCAGCAGUGGUGGAAUGAAUGGAUUUGGCAACGGCAAAAUCCACACACGCCGCAAGGUCCGCAACCGCUUCGUCAAGAAGAAUGGCCAAUGCAAUGUGCAGUUCGCCAACAUGGAGGACAAGUCGUCGCGCUACAUGGCCGAUAUGUUCACCACGUGCGUGGACAUCCGUUGGCGCUACAUGCUGGUGCUGUUCACGCUGGUGUUCGUGCUGUCUUGGCUGGCCUUUGGCCUGGCCUUCUGGGUCAUAGCUUUACUCCACGGCGACCUUGACAAUCCGGCCGGAGACGACAACUUCACGCCCUGCGUUCUGCAAGUCAACGGCUUCGUGGCCGCCUUCCUGUUCUCCAUCGAAACCCAGUCGACCAUCGGCUACGGCUACCGCUGCGUGACGGAGGAGUGUCCCGUCGCAGUCUUCAUGGUGGUCUUCCAGUCCAUCGUGGGCUGCAUCAUCGACUGCUUCAUGAUUGGUGCCAUCAUGGCCAAGAUGGCACGGCCCAAGAAGCGGGCACAGACGCUGCUGUUCAGCCACAACGCAGUGAUCGCCAUGCGCGACAGCAAGCUGUGCCUCAUGUGGAGGGUGGGGAACCUGAGGAAGAGUCACAUUGUAGAGGCUCACGUCAGAGCUCAGCUCAUCAAACCCCGGAUCACUGACGAAGGGGAGUACAUCCCCUUGGACCAAAUAGACAUCAAUGUGGGCUUUGACAAAGGCCUGGACAGGAUUUUCUUGGUGUCGCCCAUUACGAUUAUCCAUGAGAUUGAUGAGGAUAGUCCACUCUAUGGGAUUGGUAAAAAUGACCUGGAGACGGCAGACUUUGAGAUCGUGGUCAUACUGGAAGGAAUGGUCGAGGCGACUGCCAUGACCACACAGGCGCGCAGCUCCUACCUGGCCACGGAGGUGCUGUGGGGGCACCGGUUCGAGCCGGUGCUCUUCGAGGAGAAGAACCUGUACAAGGUGGAUUACUCUCACUUUCACAAGACCUACGAGGUACCGUCCACCCCGCGGUACAGUGCCAAGGACAUGGUGGAGAAUAAAUUCCUGGUGCCCACCUCCAACUCCUUCUGUUAUGAGAACGAGCUGGCCUUCCUCAGCCGGGACGAGGACGAGGAAGAGGAUGUGGUGGGCGUGGGCGUGGGCGGUGGUGUCAGAGUGCUAGCCAACCUGAACAGUCCGGACCGGACCAGUCGACACGAGUUCGAGAGGCUACAGACCACUAGGGGACUGGACCAAAGGUCGUACCGCAGGGAGUCAGAGAUAUGACCCCUGCCCUUGUACCUACCUGGGGUCAACUUUUGAUACGUUUUCUUUCCUUCCAAGGGUAAAAAUGCAGAACAAUGCAAAGUGCCAUAGGAAAAGCUGACUACUGUAAUAGGUUGGAAAGAAAAUAAGGGGACAGUGAAAGGGAAAGAGGGAUACUGUUGGGAAGGAAUAGGUGAAAGCAAGAGUACGCAGCUCGCAAAACUGUGGUAGAGAAUGUCGUCAACAAAAGGAAAAGGCCAGUGAAGGACCUUAAUUCCUUCAUGGAAACUUGAAUAUUUUUUCAUAAUGUCAUUUGAGUUUCAAUGAUGCAUCGAACAGGUAUAAUGACAAGACCUAAUAAUCAGAUACUAGGUGUUAAUAUUAUUGCUUAGAUAAGUUGUUUUGUGUGGAGUACCUUUUUUCAAAAAACAUAUUUAAAAAAAUAUUUUUGCUAUUUCAACUCGCUGUUGGGCACAAAGGAUAGUGUUACAGUUUAAAGCUUCCCAUAAGCUUCCCACAUUGCUGGAAUUCACAAUCGCUGUAACGGAGUUCGAUGGCACUUUGAAAAUUCCUGUAAAAGUGUACUGCAGCAUUCAGAAGCAAUGAACCAUGCUAAAUCAUUUAACCAUCCAUAAGCCAUUGAAGCACAACGUAGUUUCACAACUUGGACUUAAUUUGAACCAGUUGAGGGGAAUACAUAUAAUUUGCACUAUUAGCUGAAUUUAGGAGUAGGCCCAAUAGUAAUGCAGUAAAUUAAUUUAGAAUGGGCAGGGGGGAACAUCUCAAAAUUCUCUAAAAAGAAAAUAAAUUGAAUUGAUCAUAAAACAUUAAAAUAACACAGGAUUAAUCUGACCUCAACGAAGUUUGAAACAACUAUAGGGGAAAUAUCAUGACAUUUUUUUUUUCUCUCUUUUUAUUCUCUUUAAAAUGAAUCUAUGCACAUCAUUAAUGAUAUCAAGGGACAGAAACUGAAUGGAUUUCCGUAGAAGAUGUUAUGAUGUCGUCCAAUCACCAUUGCAUAAUUCUACAAAGAGAACGGGUUUGAUAAAUGUGUGUCUGAACUCAAUGAGGGUCGAGGGCCUUCACAUGUAUAAAGUGUUUCCCCUCUAAUAUCUUUAUAAGUAAAGAGCAGUUAUCGUAUGCUAUCAAAUCCCUUUUGAUAGAAAAGUUCAAAUAGUAUGCAGAAAGAAUGGUACUUUACCAGGUAAAUUGAUGUGAGUUAAAGGAAUAAUCCACUCAUGAUGAUGGUGUAAGUGACAAUUUGCUUUUUGAAAGUCCUACAUCUUGAAAACUUGAUUCAUGACAUUUUCGGACUAUAUCAACAAUGGACUAAUGAAAAAAAUACUAAAUAUAGUUUAAAAUAUAGUGUAUUAUUCCUUCAAGUUUUGCUUUGCUCGAAAACUGUCAUCAAUAUUUUCCUAAUGGUCUACACAGGGUAUGCAUGUGGGGCAGGGUUAAAAUUUGUAAAAGGAUUAAUCCCAUGCUUUUAGAAACAUACUUUAAGGGCAAGUUAUUAACUCCUAUUAAGCACGAGACACUAUCUGUGACAUGUUGACAAAAGUCCGUAGUUGAUUUGAUUCAAUUACAUCUAAGAAGCAAUAGGCUUACAUGAUCAGGUGGACAGACAGUAUGAAAAGCAAUAAUACUGAAAUGUACCUCCAUGUUAUGUACUAAACAUAAAUGGUGAAUGGCACAAAGCUAAAUUUGGCUAUCAUGAGUCUAUUUGUGGAACCCGCUUGGCUAGUCUAGUGACUCUAUUCUCUCGUGGUGCACCUGUUAUAUAACUCGCGCCACACUCAUCUCUCUGACAGUGAUGUUUUGAGUUUCGAGGAGAGCUUUCACCAAAACAUCAUGUAUAGACAUCCUUCACUUUACUGGAGUGCUCUUCAAAGUUCAAUAACUCAAGAAGUAGCUGAGGAGCUGAGUUAAGUUGGGUUUGGAACAACAUUAUACACAUUAUGUUAAGAAUGAGUACAAUAACAAAAAUUAUUUGUACGGUGUGUUGCUAUGAUAUGGAAGCCUAAAGGUACCAAAACUCAAUUUAAAAUGCAAAUUGGAAUGGAAGUAACAAAAGGAGUCAUAAAUAGGAAGGGUAAAUGUGUCUUGAAUGUUAAUAAUCUAGGUUCAACUUCAAGCACAAAAUCAAGCAAAAUCAAAUAAAUGUCAUAUUUUAGUAUCUACAGAUUUGUUUUUGUCUUAGUUACAUUUACUGAGUAGUUUGUAAUUGAUCAGUAUCUAGGUAAAGAAAGAAAACUAAGGUGCAUGACAGACUCAUUUUAAUCUUUGGCAUGAAUCGUAGCAUAUGAAAUGUAUACCUUGAAUUUAUGCCUGCCCAUAAUGCACUGCUCUACUAAAUAGCACACAAUAUAUUAUGCUGUGUCAUGAAAUCAUUGAAAUCCUCAUUGAAAUGUGCAGUUCAUGUCCCCUAAAAUACUACUUUUCCUCUUACACCAAAAUAACUGCCCUUGUAUCUAAGAGAGGAGGAAGUAGGAGGUAUAGUACUGUAAGACUAGCACAAGAAGAAACACCAUGAUGGUCAUUCAGCUGGCUACAAUGACUGAUAUUUUCCUAGUGUUCCUUUUAUCCCAGGGGUAUCCCCUUUCCCCUAAAUAAUGAUACAUAAUGUGUUGCUUUUUAGAACUUUUAGGCUAAGAGAGAUUUUUUGGGGAGAUGAAUGAAGCCUUUUUGUCCCAAUCCUAGAUUUUAUGCUCAUUGCCUUCUGGGAAGGCUCUGGUAUCCUAAUGUGUGACACCUUUGUACCUACUUAUUAUGUUUCGGUGGUAUCCAUGGUAAAGCAUCAUCAGCUUCUAUGCUGCAUCAUCGGAAUGCAAAAUUCCAUCAUGCCUUUUUCUUUUUUAUCUGAGGGAUUCUAUUAAGUUUUAGUAUUACCCAACCUGACUCCAUGAAAACAGAGAAUGCACUAGCUGUACACAGCAUCAAUAAACUAUAUUAGGUAACAGCUAAAUACACACAAAUCAACACAUGUUUUUUUUUUUUUUUAGUUAUUUUUAAAUGACAGUAUUUCAUUGAGAUACAUUAGAACAAAGUCAUCCAUAUUUAUCGAAUAUUUUAGUACCAGAAGAAAAUCUGAAGAAAUCACAAAGAAAGAGGCAAAAAUUGAUUUAUUGCCUCAGGUUAUCAAUGAUUUGAUUUUGUUUCAUUUCAGCACAGAAGCUUAUGAUUAAACAGGUAUUUCUCUUAAAGGGAUGAUUGGAAAACCUUUGACCUCUGUAGAAGUCUUCCUAUGGCUCAGGUGAAGAAACGUGCCCUGGGCUUUUAUUUUAAUGCAUAAUGCAAUGUCAAUUAAAUUAUUCGAUUAAAACCUAAUUGUAAAAGAAAA